AUGCCGCUGCUAAAGAAGACCACCACCACCCGUCCGACGAACAAGUCACACGUCGGACGUGACGACCUUGUUGAGGUUGACCAAGAAGCGGCCUCCUUCACUGCUGCGCCAUCGUCAGGCUUACACGCGAGUGGUCGUGUUACUGCUACUACUGCUACCACCACUUCGACUUAUGGCGAGGGGGUAACUACCAGUAAGGAUCUCGUCUUUCUGUCGAACAUCAACCCAAUCCUUCUGGACGAAGAGACCCUGGCAUCCCUUGAGGUGGCUAAGGCAGACGUCGACGCCCUGCAGGCUGUCAUUCUUCCCAGUGCCCCGGAAGCAGCAGGUACGGCCGCCGUCGACCAGGAGCACGGGGGGACGGAAGAGGGUGAUGGGGUUGAGGACCUCCAGGGGGCCCUCCGAGGCGUGGCUUCGGAUGCUGCCAUCCAAGGCAACGUGGAGGAGGCCGCCCGCGUGCUACUCGGCCAGGAAGAGGAGCAGCCUCAGCAGCAGGGUAACAGUGAGAGCCUGCCGCCCGUUUGGACGGCGUCCAACAACCCCGCGGAGUGGAUCAACAGCUACGCAAGGCACAAUGUCGUGAACAACACCUUAUUUGCCAGUAAAUAG
This is a messenger RNA of Diaporthe citri, 609 nucleotides long. RefSeq lists its product as uncharacterized. NCBI's taxonomy places the organism in Eukaryota, Fungi, Ascomycota, Sordariomycetes, Diaporthales, Diaporthaceae. The transcript has a single exon. The record is from RefSeq and is a predicted model, not a curated record. Bases 1 to 609 code for a protein of 202 amino acids.